Messenger RNA from Thrips palmi, 5298 nucleotides. RefSeq lists its product as uncharacterized. Gene Ontology annotation, biological process: negative regulation of transcription by RNA polymerase II; chromatin organization. Gene Ontology annotation, molecular function: chromatin binding. The transcript has 19 exons. Gene Ontology annotation, cellular component: pericentric heterochromatin. The record is from RefSeq and is a predicted model, not a curated record. NCBI's taxonomy places the organism in Eukaryota, Metazoa, Arthropoda, Insecta, Thysanoptera, Thripidae. The coding region runs from base 710 to 4243 and encodes 1177 amino acids.
ACUAAGACGCCGAGGGAGGCCUUUCACGACAACCAGAUUGGACACAGUGGCCACCCACAGUCAGCAAAAUCAGCAAAUUUCCGAUAUUCGACCACUUUUUGACCAACCCUUUCAACAUAGGAACGUAGGCAAAAAUUACCUCUGCCUACGUUCAAGGCAAUACUGACUUGACCAUUAGACGCCGGGGCGGAAAUACCCCUCGCCAGCGGCCGACUGCGCGCGCAGGGGUAGCGACGCGGCCUUCGCGGCACGGAGUCUCUCCGCCUCUCCCUUCCCCUCCCGCCGCUUGCCGCCCUUGCCGCCCUCCGCGCGCGCAUUCCGCCCCCUUUCCGGCCGUUCUCUGUCUUUCACUGCAUUUCUCUGCCCUUCGCCGCAAUGUUGAGUAUUACUAUGAUAAGUUGUAUUGUAGUUUCACAAUUGAAAAGUGUUCUCAAUUCCCGCCCCGGUGGAUGUAGUGUAUAGUCGAUCCGGCUGCGCCGAGGUUCGAGAUAUCGAAAGACCGAAGUUAGUAACUGGUUGUCUAUGUAAAAAGACGAACAAUAAAUCAAAUCACUUCUCUGAACAACGUCAAUGAGUGCACACGUUAAUCCGUCAGCUUCCCUGCAAUCCGUAAUCAACUAGUUUCCAGUUGAUUGUCUAUGAUUCUAUUUCCGCCGCUAAGCAUCAUCUAUCCUUUUAAACAGAGAAAGAAGCUCCACAAUCAGCAGUCAUGGAGGAAGAAGGAAUAGAUCCUUCUUCAGUGAAUCGCAAUCCUAAAGUCAUAAAAGCUGCCCAGGAGGAAAUUUCAUGUAUGGAUGUAUUAGUUUGUGGAAAAUGUCAUGUAGUGUUCCAUUUCAUUGAAGAGUUCCAGGAACACAAGGAAAAGAAUGAGUGUGGCUCACCAGUGUUUAAAGCAAACCUUUCGGAACCAAAGCCCCAAGUCUGGGCCUUUCUUCUUUGGAAGAGUUCUCAAGCAAAGCCCACUGGCGAUGGAGACCAAGUCAGUUCAUGGAAACUGUAUCAAAAAUGGUGUAAAAUGCCAGACAACAUUCGAGAAGCUUGGAUAUCUGCUGGGAAAGCCAUACAGGUGUCUACUACAUUGGCCAGUGCAAAAAUGCAGGAAGUUAAGUCCCCCCUGGCAAAGGGCCCUGUUAUGCAAAAGCCAGGAAUUAUUCGCAAAGUCAUCAAAGGGAAGCCUCUUGCAACCACUCCUACUAUUCAAGGUAGUAUGGAGAAAUUAGCUGAGAAAGAGGAAGACAUAAAGACAGAUGAUGCCAAGAUGGAAGAUGCUGCUUCUAAACCAGAGAAUGGCAACAAUGAAGUUGAAGCAACAGAGCUGAAUAUUAAGGAAGAGCAGGUGAGUGAAGCCGAACUGGCAUUUGAGGAUGAAGAUGAAGAAGAAGAGGAGCGCAUUCGCAGACUUGAGGCUGGCGAAAGUAUUGAAGAAAUUGACAAGACUGUUCAACGACAGCGGCAACAAUCAUUACAUACAACUGUCCUCAAGAAAAAGACUGAUGGUGAAACUAAAAUCACACCUUUGCUGAAGGCAAAUACUGAGAGUGAAGAAGAAUAUGUUGUUGAACGAAUCGUCUCAAGACGUUACAAUAUUAGGAAAAAAGCUUAUGAAUAUUUUUUAAAAUGGGAAGGAUAUUCAGAUCAACAAAACACAUGGGAACCAGCUGAAAAUCUUGCUGAUUGCAAACAUCUUCUUGACAACUUUGAACGUAACUUAGCCAAACAGAAGCAGUUGCAGGCACAGGGAAAAGAUCCAAUGAAGAAAGGUCCUUCAGGUCUUCCUUCAGGACCUAAAAUGAUAACCGCAGAUAUAUCUGCUACAAGCACUCCAAAGCCUGAAGGUUCACCAGCUAGAGGCCGCCCUGUCAGAAGUAGCAAGAAGAAGGCUUUGGAUCAGGUCAAAGCCUGGUGUGGAUCUAUGUCAACAAAGAAAGCAGAUGAGGACGGAUUACGAGAAGGGUCAGACUUGUCUGAUUUUGAAGAUGGUGCCCGCAAAGCAAAGCGAUCUUCUGAGAGUGAAGAUAUGAGUCAGUAUGAUGGAUUAUCUGCUGAUGAACUUCCUGUGAAGCGGCGGAAGAAAGAAGAUGAGGAAUUUUUAUCAGUUCGUAGAGGGCCUGGUCGACCACGGAAAAUCUUGAAACUCAAUGGAGAUUCUCCUGUUAAAUCUGAUUCUGCAAACCAAGAGCUAGCCAAGUCAUUCCUUGGUGAAUUUAUAUCUGGACUGGAUGGUAAUUCUGGUAAAGGUCCUAUAGUUCUUGGGAAGAAACCUGAUGGGACUGCAAUGUCUCCCUCUCAGCAACCUGUUUUGGUCGCAAAUUCUAAGGGAGUUGUGAAGGUGGACCCACGCACCAUGCCCAACAUAUCCUCUGGUGUAUAUAUCAUGUCAACUAAGCCUGGACCCAAUGGUGGCAGUGGACUAAUUAAAAUAGACUCACCAAAUGUCAAAGUUGUGACUGGAGUGGGUCAGAAGCAAGGUGGAAUUAUGGCUGUGAAAGAUGCCAAAGUUGAUGCUGAUGCUGGGGAGAGAACAUCUCCCAUCAAAACAACUGUUCUUGGUAAAAAGCUUCAACCAAUAUCAUCUGCGUCGGCAAGCCCCAUGACUCCAAUGAAGUUGAUGCCGAAGUUGGUCUCGCCUCAAAUGAAAGGAGGUCUCAUCAAAGUGAACCCGAGCCCUCGAACCGCCACUCCCUCUGCUGGGGGCCUGGCGGGCGUGUCGGGGCCGCGCCCGCUCAUCUCGCCGUCCAUCAGGCCGGGCCUCGUGCGCAGUGCUGUCGCGUCGGGACCCAGGCCGGCCAUCGUGCCGCCGUCCCCCAGGAUGCCAACUGUUCUGGGCGGGGCGCGUGGUGGCAUCAGGCCGGUGCGACCCAAGCAAGCCUUGACUGUGGCCGGCGGCAGAGUAGUGUCUUCGUCUUCUCCGCUGGGAUCGGGCGUCAAAAGUGGCAUCCGGCCCAUUGAAGCCAUGUUAGGCACUGGUGCCCACACCCCGACCUCUAGUGCCACCUCUUCCAACGUAACUUUGCAGCCGAAACCUGUCCUUGGGAAGAAAGAAGAUGUAGCAUCCCUUUCCAAGAAAGAAUCAGCUAGCUUACUGGUGAACUCUGGUUUGAAAACAAAAACAGAGCCACUAAGGGGAGGAAUGAGGGGACGCGGGAGGGGCCGAGGCGGCCAUGUCGUUAGUGCAGCUCCGGUAAGAAGCCUAGAAGACAAGACAAAGUCACAGUCCAAUGAAGCCUUGAACUCCGAGCUCACAGAUGACCGUUCAGAUGAAUCAGAUUCAGAAUCAGACUGUGGUCUCCAAGAUGACUUCCCGACAGGUGAAAUGCCCCCACUUGAACCUGCCAGCCCAGAGAGACCUCUUACUUUAUGUCCUUUGACGGGCAACAUCCUGGCUCGAGCAGAAGGCGAGAAAACGCCUCCACCAACUCCUCCACCAGAGCCUGUACCAAGUCCUCAGCCCGCUCCUCCUCCCUCAAACACCGUUCUCUUGGAGGAAGAAAGUCUUGAGGGCGGAGAGCAGACUCUCAUUAAGGUGGAAAUGAGCCCUGGAGGUACCACCGGCACUGUUAUUGGAGAUGAAGGGACAACAUUGCUGCGGACCUCGAGUGGGCUUACUGUUAAAAGGAUGACUGGUGGAUCUCCUGGAAGGAGUGGAACUCUCUUAAGCACUGUGACCCAAGUGGCUGACACUUCUCAAAUGCAGGAAAUGUCUCUACCUACCCGUAAAUUAUUCACUGAAGAUGGACAGGAGAUAUCUGGCAUUGUUCCAGAGACAGAGAUGGUUACCAUUCAAGGACCAGAUGGUGUUGUGUACCAAGUUCAGGGUCAACUUGAAGAUGGCACACAGACACUCCUUGUCCAGGGUGAAGAUGGAGAGCAGCGAUGUGUUUAUGUUACGACAAAUCAAGAGGGUGAAGAUGGCUCUACUGUUUUAACAUUAGAUUCUGCGUAUGCUGAUGCUGUGGCACAGUUGGAUUCAAAUCAGGUGAGCAUACUGGGAGAUGGAUCCCAACUUUUAGUGCAAAACGAAGAUGGAACAACAACUCUUGGUGAUACACAUCUGAUGUCGGUCAUGGAAGGAGGUGAUAGGGAUGAUCCACAAGCGCAGAUUGUUGCGCAAGUGGUUCAGGCAGGAGAAGCUCCACCUGGGGGUGGACCACGAAAUGUUGUCCUUCUGUUACCUGAUGGUAAUCUGAUGGUCACAGAAGUAGAUGAAGAGCAAUAUGCUGCUUUAGAACUGGAGAAAACAUAAGAAAUUUUUGUUAUUCUUCAUUUGUCAGCUGAUCUCAUCAAAUUGCAGCUGCAAUAUAGAAACUUUUGAUAGUCAUCAAUUGACAGUUGCUGGUUUUCAUGCACUCCUUAUUCAGAAGAAUGUUGCAAGUUUCUAGUUCACAUUUGCACUUGGGAUUUCAGAGAAUAUUUUUUGUGUUGGUAAUGAUCAAGACCAGACUACAACUUGGGAUACCAAAGAGUUAAAGUGAGAAAUGACUUAUAAUGUCAUAUAUAGUUUUGAUAUCUGACCAAGGAUCAUUUAGUGUGAACCAAUACUGGGUUGUCCUCACCUCCUACAAAAAAGUAUGGUUUUAUCCUGGUAGGCCUGUGUCUGUAUGAACUAAAAGGGAGUUUCUACAUUGUAGCAAACUGCAGGCAACUGUUAUGUUUGAAAUGGAAGAUCUAUUGUUAUUGAUACUUCUCAACUGACUGAUUAUUAAAAGUUAGAAUGCAAAGUGUUCAUAGGUUUGCGUGUUAUUGGUGUGUCCUUAUAAUAUUUUUCUUUUGUCUAUGAAAGAAAUAAUAAUCUAUUCAGUGUAUCUAUAUCUGCUGAUUUUCCAGUUUAGAUUGUAUCAUUCUGAAUUAUUCUGUUUCUUACACUUGUUGAAACUUUGUACAUACUUUUUAGCAAUAAUUAUUUGCCAGCUGUUAUUAUAGACAAAUUUAUGUGUACAUUAUCAGAGCAUGUAAUGUUUGAUAUCUCUAAAGCUUCCAUUGAUUAUAUUUAAAUAUUUUGACUUUGUCGAGUAAAUAAAAUUACAAGUCUUAGACAUUCUAUAGUUGCUUACGAAAGCAAGGAUUAUUUCCAAAUUUUAGAACAGUGUAGAAGCACUGCCUCUGACAAAUUUAUACACUGAUUAAAGCCAAAUAGUUUAUACUGUAUGCAAUUUAUACACAUUUGAUAUGUGUAUGUGUGUUGUUUUGUAAAAUGUAAGCUAGCUAUCAAUAUGCAAGACAAAGGACAUUAAGUGUUGCUUUUUAAAAUGUAUUGUCCUCACUUGUUAUUGCACUUAAUACACUAAAAAUAUCAAACCA